UUUCAACUGAACUCAUUACUCAUUCCUCAAAGCAUUAAUUAAAGAGCAGAAAGAAGGAAGUGAUGAUUGAUGACUGAUGAGUAGGCAAUAAUUACUUAACUUAUUCAUAAUCAGCAGCGUCGUCAUUGAAACUUAAAAUAUUCAUGAAGGACAGGUACAAGCUAGGCCGGCAAGUGUUUGUAGUACAUAUAAUGAACACAACUCACGGAUCUGAGAUAUAAACAAACAAAACAUGAUGAUCUCUCUUAUUAUUACCGUCACCUUCCUCAUCGCCACCACAUUGGUUGCUGUUCCCGACUCGUUUCACCACCGCACGAACCAAAGGCUUCUACAAAACUACUACUACUACCAUCAUGGUGAUGGUGGGAUGAAGAAGAAAAAAAAGGAGGAGGAGAGUGAAAAUGAAAGUGAUCGCUGUGCAGUGUGUCUAUGCCAAGUGCUGUCGAAGUCAAAGUCAAAGGGGGAACGGGUACGGUGGCUACCAGGAUGCAACCACCAAUUUCAUGCAGACUGCAUCGGAGCAUGGCUGAAGGAGCACAGCACGUGCCCUCUUUGCAGGAGCCACGUGACUUCCAGUAAGACUACCGAAACUGAUCACAAAGUAGUGUUGUUAUUGCGGCAUAUCAUAAAUGUCAUCAACAUCUUGAUUCAGAGAUUCUCCGACGUGCUGAUAGCAACCGCCUAUACAUGAUGCUUUCGAAUAGCGUCCGUACCACUUUUUUCUUGUUUCAUUGAUUAUUGAUCCAUGGCAAUACAAAUUUCUCGCAGUAAUCGUUAUUUAUAUAUGAGGAAGUAUAGAGACGAUUUAUUUACAUCAAAAGUAAACAUAGGGGAAUGCUAGGAACAAUAAAAAUUUUGAACAACAUGAACAAUCAUCAAUCAAAUGAAAAUACAUUAUAUCCUAAUUUAA
Messenger RNA from Arachis ipaensis, 910 nucleotides. NCBI's taxonomy places the organism in Eukaryota, Viridiplantae, Streptophyta, Magnoliopsida, Fabales, Fabaceae. The record is from RefSeq and is a predicted model, not a curated record.